GAAACUGCCAGUUGGAAUGGGGAAAUUGAUUAACUUGAGGUACCUUAGCUUGAUAUAUUGCUCUGGAAUAACAAAUUUGCCUGAAGCAGUGUGCGAAUUGUCUAAUCUACAUUCUUUGAAUCUUCUAUGCUGCGAUAGUCUUGAGAAACUGCCAGCUGGAAUCGGGAAAUUGAUUAAUUUGAGGUACCUUCGUACUGAGGGUUGUCAUCAACUGACUUACCACCCAAAAGGGAUUAGUAAUUUAACUUCUCUCACGAGAUUAAGUAAUAUCAGAAUGAGAGCAGAUUGUAAUGAUGCUGAUCAAUUCAGUAUUGGAGAUCUAGAAAACUUGGACCUCCUUGGUGGAAAUAUUUGUGUUGAGCUGAUAGGGAAUGCAAUAAAUUGGGAUGAGGCUAAGAGGGCCGAGCUUCACAACAAGAUACAUCUCAAGCAAAUGGAAAUUUGGAUCUGCUCUCCGCAUAUAAAGGAAGAUGAGGUACUUCAAGCUUUAAACCCACCAUCCAACUUGCAUGUGAAACUCGUCGAUUAUGAGAGUUGGUUGACAAUGAAGGAACGUAAUGAUGCUACUGCUGAUAGGCUCAAAAAGGCUCGUGAAUCAGUGAGAGCUAUAUUAUCUGCAAGGAUAGAACAACGUUUGGCAGAAAGUAGGGAGAAUACUUCUGAUUGAAAGAAACAAGAAGCCAGGGAUAUUGUAGACAGAGUGAGCUGAUACCUUGAUGGUCAAAAAAUGGAACCAACUGUUCUAGAUGGCAAGAAGAAAAAAAAAUGUUAAUCUAUGUGUUUUGUACUUGAAAUUAAAAAAAAAAAUUUCUGUGUAAUUGCUCAAAAUCUGUAAGACUUUGUGUGCUGCUACAACUUUUGGUUAUGUUUGGAUUUGUUUCUUUUUAAACGGUUUAUUCUGCAGUUUGUUCACUUAUAUCUUUAUUGUGUGAUUUAAAUAAAGACUACUAAAUUAUUCAUGCCUAUGCUGCAACGUCUAGAAAGGGAGUUCUUGAUGCAUUUCAUUCAUCAAGAAAGCUGCUACACAAUGGCUGGAAAAUAAUGUAAACAAGCUACAUAUUUAUAUUUGGCAUCGAUACCAUUCGAGUCAGAAAGCAGCUGAGGUGGAGAAAACCAACAAGCACGAAAUCCUGAUGCUAACUAUACUGCAAAAACAAUGACUCAAUCCUGAUGCUAACAAUACUUGUAAUUCCUGAAAAUGUAAUGACACAAUAAGAGUCAAUCACAAUGGCAGGCCAAACUCUUUAAGAUAUUUUAUACUUUUCACUAGAGUGGUGAAG
Molecule: messenger RNA, 1280 nt
Organism: Durio zibethinus
Lineage: Eukaryota; Viridiplantae; Streptophyta; Magnoliopsida; Malvales; Malvaceae
Source: RefSeq, a predicted model, not a curated record